AUGAGUAGUAAUAAAAUACCUUCUGUUACAAGACAUCGCCGAUGUCGACUGAAGUUGAUCAUUCGAUUUAUUUCUGCAGUACUUAUUCCACUACUGCUCGGUGCAUUUACCAUCGUUCUUGCCAUUCAACAAGAUUAUAUUGCGCAAGAAAAUCGCAAUACUGAUUUACGUAUUGCGGCGAAAGAACAUGAACAAAACUUAAAAUUGACUAUCGAUGAACAGCGAAAUCAACAAUUGGUGAAUUUCAUCAAUUAUAUGUCUGAGUUGUUACUCGAGAAAAAUUUCUCUCUAAAUAAACAAAUAUUAAAAUCAAUCAUUCGUCCCAAAACAUUGGCUACAUUACGACAACUCGAUGAAACACGAAAAGUUUAUCUCUUACGAUUUCUUCAUGAAUCCGAACUUCUCUCGGUCAAUAAACCAACUUAUCUCAGUCUACAUACGGCGAACUUGAGUUAUAUCUAUCUUGGCACACCUGGCAUGCAUACAGAUAUGCGCAGUACAUUGUUUGCGGGAGCCUAUAUGUAUAAAUCUACGAUAGCAAGUACAUCAUUUGACUAUUCAGAUUUUCGAGAAACGGACUUCACUGGAGCGUCGUUUUUCAGUGUUAUCUUUCGCAACGCCAAUUUUGAUCUUGCUUCAUUACAAUACAGUUAUUUUGAUACACUUUCAUUAGUCAAAGACGCGGAUUUCAGUUCAGCAAACUUGACUGGUGCUAACAUCACAGAUUAUAUGAUCAGAACUGCAGGCUCAAUAUCCAGAGCUAUUCUUCCUAAUGGUACCAUAGGUCGAAAUGCCAACCUGUUCAAGAAUCGAAAUUGUGAAAAUAUACAACCAAACCAUAGUAUUCAACAGAGUAUUCCCAUACAUCAAAAGCGCUUGUGGUUAAAACAGAUAAGAUCAAUGAGGAAAUUACACUAUGAACUGACUGGAUGGUUUCGUAAUGUAGAUAAAUUGCAUAUGAAUAUCACCGAAAUCAGUGAAAAUGGUUCCAUCGUGCAUACGUAUUGUUACGGAAAAAUAGAUCCGCAAACUGAUCGAAAUCAUUCGUGUUCAAUGUACGACUGGUUGUAUCAGAGUGAUUUAUCGUCAAAUAGUACUGAUCAAUAUACUUAUGUCAGUCAAGUUUCAAUAGGAAGUCACUUAGCAUAUGAGAUUAUAAUCGAUAUCGAUUUAGGUGAACAUGGACACUGUCGAGAUGUAUAUUUUUCUGUUGAAACUAAAUAA
Molecule: messenger RNA, 1224 nt
Organism: Adineta ricciae
Lineage: Eukaryota; Metazoa; Rotifera; Eurotatoria; Adinetida; Adinetidae
Source: the annotation of a GenBank genome assembly